CGUGGAAACAGUAAACGAUGGGCAGUUCCAUAGUGUGGAGCUUGUGAUGCUGAAUCAAACUCUGAACCUGGUGGUGGACAAGGGGACUCCCAAGAGUCUGGGAAAACUCCAGAAGCAGUCUUCAGUCACCCUCAACACACCGCUCUACAUUGGAGGGAUCCCGACCUCCUCUGGCUUGUCGUCACUGCGCCAGGGUGCAGAUAAGACACCAAACGGUUUCCAUGGCUGUAUCCACGAUGUCCGCAUCAACAACGAGCUGCAGGACUUCAAGGAUUUACCACAGCAGUCCCUGGGAGUCCUUCCUGGCUGCAAGUCCUGCAACAUCUGCAAGCACGGUAUCUGCCGGUCCCUGGAGAAAACAAGUGUGAUCUGUGAGUGUCACCCAGGCUGGACGGGCCCCCUGUGUGACCAGGAGAUUGGAGACCCGUGUCUUAACCACAAGUGUCUGCACGGUAAGUGCAUGGUGGCCAAUGUUGCUUACACCUGUAAGUGCAUAGAGGGCUACACAGGCAUGUACUGUGACAAGAAGAACAAUUCCUCAAAUCCCUGCAGGACUUUGAAGUGCAACCACGGACAGUGUAAGAUGUCGGAGCAUGGGGAGCCCUACUGCGAGUGUGAUCCCAACUACAGUGGGGAGCACUGCGACAGAGAGAACCUCUGCCAAGGAGACAUCAUCCGGGAAGUUGUCCGCAAGCAGCAGGGCUACACGUCGUGUGCCACUGCCUCCAAAGUGCCGCGCCUGGAGUGCCGCGGCGCCUGCGGCAGCGGGCAGUGCUGCGUGCCCCUGCGCAGCAAGCGGCGGAAAUACUUCUUCCAGUGCAUGGAUGGCUCCACCUUCACAGAGGAACUGGAGAGACAUGUGGAAUGCGGCUGCUCCAAGUGCUUAUAAGCCAUUCUCCAGUCUCUUGCCACUUUAAUCGACUCAGAAGCGCUAUCAAAAUGGGACCUAUUUACUUUCAGAGUGAAGAAGAAGAAAAGAAUUAUUAAGUAUAUUGUAAAAUAAGCAAAAAAUAGAACUUAUUUUUAUUAUGGAAAGUGACUAUUUUCAUCUUUUAUUAUAUAAAGUAUCGCACCACUUUGGGUAUAUGUAUCAUAUAGUGAGCUAUUUUUACCAUGAAACUUUUUUAACAGUUGUAAGAAAAA
Molecule: messenger RNA, 1143 nt
Organism: Nestor notabilis (Kea)
Lineage: Eukaryota; Metazoa; Chordata; Aves; Psittaciformes; Psittacidae
Product: slit homolog 3 protein-like
Exons: 4
Source: RefSeq, a predicted model, not a curated record